AUGCCGGGCACCCUCCAGCUGGUGCCCGUGGCCCAGCAUGAGCUCGUCUGUAACCGCACCUUCGACAAGUUCUCCUGCUGGCCCGACACGCUGCCCAACAGCACCGCCAGCGUCCCCUGCCCCUGGUUCCUGCCCUGGUACCAGAAAGCCUGUGCCCACCCCGGCGCUGACAUCCCCCCUCCACGCGGGCUGGCCAAGUCCACGCUGACGCUGAUCCCGCUGCUGGGCAUCCACGAGGUGGUCUUCGCCUUCAUCACAGAUGAGCAUGCCCAGGGCACCCUGCGCUACGUCAAGCUCUUCUUCGACCUUUUCCUGAGCUCAUUCCAGGGGAUGCUGGUGGCCAUUCUCUACUGCUUCGUCAACAAGGAGGUGCAGGCAGAGCUGCUGAAGCGAUGGCAGCGCUGGAAGCUGGGCAAGGACCUGGCAGAGGAGAACAAGCAAACCUACAGCCACGCGCCCAGCGCCCGGGGUGGGGACUGGGGGCACCGUGGCCCAGACUGCGCCCCUGAGCACCCACGGGUGAUGGCCGCAGCCAUGGAGGGGGAGCUGGCCCCCCGGUAG
Molecule: messenger RNA, 561 nt
Organism: Egretta garzetta (little egret)
Lineage: Eukaryota; Metazoa; Chordata; Aves; Pelecaniformes; Ardeidae
Gene: GCGR
Product: glucagon receptor
Exons: 6
Coding region: 1-561 (186 amino acids)
Biological process (GO): adenylate cyclase-activating G protein-coupled receptor signaling pathway; cell surface receptor signaling pathway
Cellular component (GO): plasma membrane
Molecular function (GO): peptide hormone binding; glucagon receptor activity
Source: RefSeq, a predicted model, not a curated record